This is a messenger RNA of Daldinia vernicosa, 1368 nucleotides long. RefSeq names its product kinase-like protein. Gene Ontology annotation, molecular function: ATP binding; protein kinase activity. The transcript is spliced from 2 exons. Gene Ontology annotation, biological process: spliceosomal complex assembly; protein phosphorylation; regulation of mRNA processing. The record is from RefSeq and is a predicted model, not a curated record. Bases 1 to 1368 code for a protein of 455 amino acids. NCBI's taxonomy places the organism in Eukaryota, Fungi, Ascomycota, Sordariomycetes, Xylariales, Hypoxylaceae.
AUGAACAGAACCAUCCCUUCAUUGCUCCCACCAAGGCAACUUGGUCGGGUCAGAUCCUCAUUUUAUCCCAGCCACAUCUCUCAUCGCCGUUUUCACCGCGGGUUUACUCAUCGUCUCAAGUAUCAGUUCAUCGAGGACGUAGAGCCUCUUUGGCGGUACUCGCCUGGAGGUCUUCACCCUGUUCAUAUAGGUGACCAAUUCCAUAAUCGGUAUCGAGUGGUUGAUAAACUUGGAUUCGGGGACUCUUCAACUGUUUGGCUCGCACGCGAUAAUAAGAUAAAUCAGCUCGUCGCAAUCAAGAUUAUCGAUGGUAGCCACAAGCAAAAAGAGGCAGAUAUAUUAUCGGCUCUAAGAAAUGCUACCGGACGUAGCGAGAACCAACGAAACAGCUUUUUUCCUCCGGUUCUUGAUCGCUUCGAAGUACGAGGUGUUAAUGGCGUACAUUCAUGUUACGUCACGGAGCCGGCUAUGAUCAAUCUAGAAAACUUCAAGGGUUCACCCCUGUACCGAUUCGAAAUGGACGUUGCUCGAGUCUUGGUUGCACAGAUGGUAUUAUCUAUGGCAGCGAUGCAUAGCCAGGGCUAUGUCCAUGGGGAGAAUGUUCUUCUAAGAUUUCCCUCGUCCGCGUUUCGGGAUCUAUCGGAUCAACAAUUUUAUGAUAAAUACGGAGAACCCUCCUGCGAACCUAUCACUCCUAUUGAAGGCGCAAAGCGGCCACCGAGCCUCCCUUCUUAUGGUGUGGUUCCCGCUUGGCUUGGCUGCGAGAAAGGCAAGGAAGAUCGAACAGUCCCCGUGCAAGACGCAAGAAUCUGGAUAGUCGAUCUAGGUCACUCUUUUGCUCCCCCAGCAGAGCCCGAAUGUGCUUCGGGCUCCAUUUUCGAAUACUGCGCACCGGAAUUCUUAUUCAGUCCAGAGAACAGCAAAGUUUCGUUUUCGUCUGAUAUAUUCUCUCUUGGUGUCUGCACGUGGAAUCUCCUCAGCCCAUGUAACCUGUUUACGAGCUUCCUUGGAGCCGGCCAUGAAAUCAUGCCGGACCACGUUGAUCUCUUUGGACCAAGCGGCAUGCCGAGUUCUUGGUGGGAUAAAUGGGAAGGACGCUCGGAAUAUUAUACGGAGACUCGCGAUCUAGUACCCGACUAUGCUGAGCAUGUUCGAUCGUGGGACGUUAAGUUUAAAACCCUCAUACAGGACGCACGGGAAGAAUAUGGAUAUCCGCAAAUCUCGCCCGAAGAAAAAGAAGCUAUCUACGAUACGCUUCGUCCUAUGCUUGCUCUUAACCCGGAUGAUCGAUGCACGGCGGCGCAAGUCCUCAAGUCGAAGUGGAUGACACAAUGGGCCUUGCCUGAAUAUCAAAAGCUAAAGAAGUAA